AUGAUAGAUAAGCAUCUGUUUCGAGCUUUUGCCCAGUUUUGGAACCCGGCUUAUAGUUGCUUCACAUUUGAGAGUGUUGAUUUGGUACCUACAAUAGAAGAGUACAUAGCUUUACUUCAGUGUUCAAAGAUUCUAGUAGACAAGGUUUACUCGAAGGCUGACAUCAUUCUAGCGCACCCGGAUACGAGGAAGAGGGUAGAUGUCUUUGCUUUAAGUAUAUAUGGUUUGGUUGUGUUCCCUAAGACUUUGGGACAUAUUGACGAGGCGGUCAUUGACUUAUUUGAUUGGCUUGAAAAGAGAGUUACACCAGUUCCGAUAAUUUUGGCAGAAACCUUUAAGUCACUAAAUGCAUGCCGGAGAGUGGGAAAGGGUAGAUUCAUUGGAUGUGCUCAGCUCCUACUUGCAUGGUUUCAUAGUCACUUUUGGAAGGUUGACAAAGUUUCAUAUCGAGUCUUCUCUGAAGUUUAUUCACUAUUGAAGGAGAUAGUGGCUACACCAAAGAGGGAUGACGUCUCCGAAGAGAAAUGGAUAACAAUUUUUCAGAAUUUGCAAGAAGAUGAUAUCGAGUGGAGAGCUCCGUGGUUGCUUCCAGAUGAGAUUUUAUAUCGGUGUGAGGAUUUUGACUGGGUUCCUUUGAUUGGAAUUUGGGGAGCUGUUGGUUAUGCCCCAUUGCUAGUGCUCAGGCAAAACAGGUCUAGGCAGUUUGUGCCUGCAACUCAGGGACUGGCCGAGUGUGAAUUCUUGUAUUGGGGCGAUGGUUACAAAAGGAGAGUUCGUGAGAUGGUCAGUGCAUGGAAUCAGACUCACCGAAUGAAGGGAUUAGCUGUGGGUCCAUUGACAACUCCCGAGUAUAGCGAAUGGUGGGCUAAGAGGAUUAACGAUAACAUUCCUAGGCCAAAUUCAGAAAAUAGUCAGUUGAUGGGGGAGCAUUUGCAUGUCGUCCCUACUGAGCUGGAAAUCAUAAAGUAG
Gossypium raimondii (Peruvian cotton) is the source of this 969-nucleotide messenger RNA. RefSeq lists its product as uncharacterized. Lineage: Eukaryota; Viridiplantae; Streptophyta; Magnoliopsida; Malvales; Malvaceae. The transcript has 2 exons. The record is from RefSeq and is a predicted model, not a curated record. The coding region runs from base 1 to 969 and encodes 322 amino acids.